AUGGGCGCGGACCUCAACAUUCACACGGUCAAACUAGACCAACCAGUGGCACGUGGGGAAAGAAUUAUAGUUGAACAACUAUUUAGUAGUAGAAAUGGAAUAUUUGUAUGGAUUCUGCACGUGUUAUCCACGGCUAAAUUUAAAAGAGGUCAAACUUACAGCCAGAUGAUGCCUGAGAUGCGGAAUUCGGUCCUCCUCUCGGGUCCUGCUGGGAGCCGCAGAACCAUUCCAGAGAGACACGCCGGCCGAAUCACGCCAGGUUACACCGGCUUCAUCCCCAAAAGACAGAACUACAUUGCCUGCAGCUACUCUGAAACAUGUCAGAGAGCAUUUUCUGACUUUUACAAGGAGAUGUAUGCAAAUAUCCAGCAGGCGUCAACAGAUCCAUCACUUGCUGUCAACUACGCCCACCAGCAGUCAAAAGAGCCAACAGCCCCACAAAAAGAAGCUUUGGACAAAGUGGUAUCCUACAUACCUGCGAAGAGCUUCAACCCCAUCGCAAAACCAUAUUUGUUGGACGAUGGCCACCCCAACAAGUACUACAUGUCAGGAUUUACAGGGCAUGUGCCGAAAUACCGAUUCCUGUUUGGGAAAGGCUAUCCCAUCGCCACCAACGAGGCACUUGUCCAGUCCGGUAAUCAGCAGGAUGACGGCAACUGCCGGUUCCCGACCAUUCGCGCAAUCUAUCAUUCACACCACAAGGGUGUGGUUCCAUCUUUCACAGGACAUAUACCAGGAUACAAAUUCAUGUACGGGCACACCUUUGGUCAUCUUUCCAAGAAAGCUUUGGAGAAGUGUGCUGCAGGGAAACCCGCCACAAAGAAUAAUGAGAAGAAAACAGUUUUCACUAAAAAGGUCUGCUGA
Messenger RNA from Nerophis lumbriciformis (worm pipefish), 864 nucleotides. NCBI's taxonomy places the organism in Eukaryota, Metazoa, Chordata, Actinopteri, Syngnathiformes, Syngnathidae. The record is from RefSeq and is a predicted model, not a curated record.